Molecule: messenger RNA, 3712 nt
Organism: Cydia strobilella
Lineage: Eukaryota; Metazoa; Arthropoda; Insecta; Lepidoptera; Tortricidae
Product: ras-related and estrogen-regulated growth inhibitor
Exons: 5
Coding region: 52-681 (209 amino acids)
Molecular function (GO): GTP binding; GTPase activity
Source: RefSeq, a predicted model, not a curated record
UCGAGUAGUGUCGGUACACGCGCGGCGCGCGAACGUGGACGCGAGCUCGCCAUGGCGUCCCGCGGCAUCAGACGGAAGAAGUCCUCUCUCUCGGAGGUAAAGGUUGCGGUGGUCGGCGCACCCUCGGUUGGAAAAAGUGCGCUGACGGUUCGAUUUCUAACAAAAAGAUACAUCGGCGAAUAUGAUCAUCAACAAGACAGCAAGUACAAGCAUGAAGUGUUACUAGACGGCGACCCGAUCCUGUUCGAGAUCUUGGACACGUGCCCAAAGAGCACAGAGGAUCUGCCAACGCAUGAUAUCGCACAGUGGGCGGACGGCUUAUGCUUAGUGUACUCUAUCACGGACAGGCAGUCGUUCAACUUCGUGCGGCGCGCCAAGCAGAGCCUACAGCCAGAUGUACCACUCACGCUAGUGGGCAAUAAGGCUGACAUGGUCCAUCUGAGACAGGUGAGCCCCGACGAAGGCGAGAUCCUGGCAAAAGACUUCGAGUGCAGUUUCCGCGAGGUCGCGGCAGCCGAACAGGUGGUCCAAGUGAGCGAGGUGUUCCAAGACCUGUGUCGCGAAGUACUGCAGCUCAGGCGCCGUGCCAAGCACAGCUUGCUGGACCGCAUGCUGGGAACGAAGACGGCAUACCGGGUGUAUUCUAGAGGGAAGAGCGAUAGCGCGCUGCCGAAGGAUUAAUCUGUUGUAAAUCGACUUUUUUUGGUUUUCAAGCAAUUUCUAGAGAGUCUUUGGAAGGCCUGAGCUUCCCAUACAGACUAGCUUGCACUUAUCGCCCAAAUUAUUUAGGAUAUUUUAAAUAGCAAAAUGAUUUGUUUUGUUCAUGCAUGGUAAUAUGGAGAAAAUAUGGAUAACAGCGACGCACUAUCGCUACAAAAUUCCUAAUGUGAAUAUUUCAUUUUUCAUUUUGUAUUUCUAGAAUGUUUUUGAUAAACGGAAUAGACAUACAUAUCCUAAACGUCUAAAGUGCUCCAACUUAAGUACUCACCUGUACAAACCAACAAAUCUGAUUUAUGAUAGAAAAUACAAACUCAUAGUUUGUCUAGACUUGCCUACACACUUGUAUACUCUCGGAAGUCAUGCGCUUAGAUGGAAUGAGUCCUAUUAAAUUGUUAAUAUAUAUUUUGAUUUAUUUUCAAGGGUAACCGAAUGAGUUUUGACAGACAUAUGUAGUGAUAGACUAUAGACAAAAAUAUGCUGUGCAAUGUCUAUCUUCCUAGAUGUACCUACCGAUAUCAAUGUCAUUGUGGCAAACGAUAUACAGUCAUACAUAACUAAAAGUAGCUUAUGAAUCGACGCGCCAAAAGUAGGGUACCUAAUACUAGCAACCCUGAAAUACUUUUCCGAAUAGAGACAAAUCUCUAUAGUUCGUUUUCAAGAGUAUCUAUUACAGGUUACAGCCUUAGGUGUUCUACAUGUACAGGGUGGCUAAAAAAUAAGUGCAUUCCCGUUGCCAGGGAGAUUUUGAGAUUAUACUGAGCAACUUUUUCUAUGGGACCAACCACAAAAUCACGAAAAAAAAUUACCCUCCCAUAAGAAAAUGGACCAGCCAAAAUGUAUGAAACAGCCAAAUUUUUUUCGCAAAUUCGGGGUUGAUCCCAUAACAAAAGUUGCUCAGUAUAAUCCCAAAACCUUCCUGGCAACGGGAAUGCACUUAUUUUUUAGCCACCGUGUAUAUAUGACAUAUAUCUGUAUAUUAAGUUGUUAGAUAAUUGUUUAUUACUGUCCGCGCGCGAAUUCCGUGCACGGCUGAGGAAUGUUAGGAAUGUUGGGCGUCAUGACAUAGUGGUGUCAUUUUGACGUACGGGCGCGGCGCACAACCCCCCACUUCCUCGACCUCCGAAUGCACGGAAUUGGCGCGCGGACAGUACUUUCGAUGCGUAGUCCGCUACAUUUGAAGCUGACUGUAGAUUGUAGCUAUAGCUGACUGUACAUAUUGCAUUUUCGAAACUAUAAUGUGAAUGUGUAGACGCAUCAAUAUGUAUAGCCAAUGUGUGUGCACACAUUUAUUUGAACACAUUUAGUACCGUUUACUUAUUUAAAACUUCUUAGAAUUACCACUUAGGCAUAACAUUCUUUAAGAACCGGCCAAGUGCGAGUCGGACUCUCGGUCCAAGGGUUCCGUACGUUACACAAUAUUUAACAAUGUAUUUUUUAUGUGAAAAAUGUGUUUUAAAAAAUCCGUAGGGGUCAGAUCAAAAACUAAAUAAUUAAGUCCGACUCACGCUUGACUGCACAUUUCUAGUAGGUUUUCCUGUGAUUUAUAGGUAAAGAACUAUUUUGUGUAUUUUUUUAAAAUUUUAGACCCAGUAGUUUCGGAGAUAAAGGGGGUACGGGGACAGUAAUUUUUUGGCUAUUUUCUUAAAUAACUUCUAAACUAUUUAUUUUGAAAUUACAAAAAAAAUAUUUGAGAUUCUCACAACGAGCUCUUUCAUUUGAUGUGCAACAACAUAUUUAAAAAAAAAUAUAUUUUUUCAACUUAAUUGGUCCAGUAGUUUCAGAGAAAAUAGGUUGUGACAGACAGACAGACAGACGCACAAGGGUUCCGUUUUUUUUUUCAUUUUGAGACACGGAACCCUAAAAAAUAUAUAAAGAUUACGAUAAUAUGCACAUUAACAUGUUAACCAACUAUUUAUAGACUUUUUAACGCCGUAUUUUGUGUAUUUGUAGUAGGUAAUUGAAAUUCAUAUAAUUCAUUCAGUUAAUAUUUGUACGAAGUGAACGGAAGUAAGGUUGUGAAGGUGUGAUUAUAAUGCAGGGAUGAUGAUAUUUAAUUUAUACACGAACAAUCUUGUUACUUAAAUACAGUCGCCAUCAGAUCAUUUGAAUUAAGUUAAUUAAGACUGCGUCGGAAAUUAUAAAGAAAUAUCGCACAAAAAUGUUUGCGAGUCAAUUCAAUGCUUGACGAUGGUGAUGCGAUAAUUUUUUGACAUAUUUACCUACAGAUUAAAAUAAAUUACGAUCGAGACCAGACCAAAAUUUGUUUUGUUCAUAUUUCCGCCAAAACAUUCAAACUACAUACUCGUACAUUGCAAGAAUGUUACUUGAUGGCAGUACUAGUUUUUUUUAAAUUCCAUGUUAUAAAAGGAAACCCUCGUAUAUAAUAUACCGGGUGAGCCCUGUAACACGAGAAAAUAAUUAAAACAUAGAUUGUACUCCUCAACCGAUGACAGUUUUGUUCAAUAACUUUUAAAAUAUAUGAAGUCUUUAGAUUUCCAAUUUUGCAUACAAAAUAAAUAUUGUCUUCAAUGUACGCCACCAUCGUUGUAAUUAACGUUGCUUUUCACAAGAUUCGCAAUACAUUGCGUCUUAGAAUCAACUUUAAAGUGGUCUAAAAAUCAAAACACAAGUAAUUUUUAAAAGUCGAUGAAUAAAUGUUGGUCAGUUUGUGAAGUACUGUUUUCAGUUUAAUUUUUUGCUUACGUAUAUUGUAGGUCCCAUUCGGUAUAAGUACCUAAUAUUUGUACAUUCAUAUGGUGCUUUUAAAAAUGAGAUUUUAUGAAGUAAAAGGUUUACCUGCAUACCUAUUUAGUUAUUAAGGUGAGUUUAUAUUUUAUACCUAUAAAGACCCGUCUCUGAAAGAACAGCUUGCAAAGUAGCUAUAGUCUGUUUUAUUAACUAUAAUAUAAAGUACUAUGCCAUACAUUUUCCAUGCAAGCAACAAAUGAACGUUCCAUACUAUUUCCUAUGGGCAGUACUGUAGUAUUAACUA